AUGCCUUCUCCAGCGGAAAAGAUGCCCAUGUCCGACUCUGGACCGGGGGUUGGAACACAGCUACACGAUCAUCAAAAAGUUGGUUUGUCUAAAAUGCUUUUCAUGGAAAAUGACUACAGGUCGCUGUACGAGGCAAUGGUCAGGCACGAUCCUUCAAUCAAAAAUCGACGAUUUCUCGACUUAUCGUCUUUCCCACAUAUGUGGACCAAUGAAGGUGGAGAUCAAUGGAGUAAUCACUUCUCUCAGACUUUAGGAAAGGAGGUUCCAAGACCUCUUCAAGGCAAGGGUAUGAUUCUCGCUGAUGAGAUGGGUACCGGCAAAAGUCUGAUUGUUCUGGCUCUUAUUGAAGCUUCAGUCGGAGCGAUAGAUGAGUGGAUGAGCGUAUCAGCCAUCUUGUCGGAAGAACCUACCUACCGACUUCCCAAGGAAUAUCCGAUGUCCAAGAUCUUCAUCGACGAUGCACCCUCAGAUAAUCCGAUUUUACCCUCUGGAAAAGGCUGUUUCUGGCGAGAACCUGAAGAAAUUGAUUCCAACUACCAAACCACUUCGGCCACUUGUCAGAAAUCCAGAGCCACCCUGCUCGUGUGUCCCAAAUCGAUAAUUGGCGUAUGGGAAGAACUGAUCGAGUAUCACUGGAAAGGUAGAAAUGGUAGAUGGUGGACAUCUGCAGAGGUACUCCGACCUCAAGACCGCCCUUUGAUAGUAUAUAAUCAUUAUGAGAAGCAGAGAGAGGAGAAGAUAGAUAAACUCAAGAAUGCUUCGAUCGUCAUUACAACAUACGACGCUCUUACACUCAGCCACAGAAAGAAAGGGCUGCUUCAUAAAUUGCUCUUCUAUCGAGUCGUAUUGGAUGAAGGACACCACAUCUGCAACAGCAAGACUCAAAGGUUCAAAGCUGUCGAAGCUUUACGCAAGCGUCACAUUCACGUUCUCACUGGUACUCCAGUGCAGAAUCAUUUAUCUGAACUUUACGCCUACGCUAAGCUUUUCAAUCUUCCGAGUGGUCUCACGUCUCAAUCUUUUUUCGAGGGUAACAUCACGUCACCCGCUUUACUUCAGAAUACCAUUGCCAUUCGGGAGUUUGGCCAGAUCUUCUCACUUCGAAGAUUGAAAAAAGACCUCGGCGAUGUGGACCUGCCCUCGAAGACCAUCAAGGUGUUCUGGCUGAGUAAGAAAAUGCCCUUAGAAGCUUUGGAAGGGGUAGAAGAUAGGUCUCUAGUGCCUUGGACCAGUAGCACCACUCGUGCUGAAGAUGAUAUAGAAUCUCGAGCAGAAUGGCUCACUACCUUUAGGACUAGAAGAAAACAUUGGUGGGCAAAGAAGUAUAGACCUAUCACUGCUAAAGAAUCCAUCAAGAUGAAAUGGUUCAGAUUUUUCCUCGAAAACCAAGCUCAUGGGAAGAUCGUCGUAUUCCACCACUGGAAGCAUACCGCCAAGAUGGCGGAUAACAUCCUCAAAGAAAUGCAAUACGGUAUCGUCUAUCUGAAGGCUAACAUGAGCAUCGAAGAUCGAGUCAAAUACACUGAGAAGUUUAACAAGGAUUCAAAGCCAAAAUUGUGCUUAUUGGCGUCAAUCAAGGUCGGAGGUGAAGGGUUAUCUAUGGUAGGGGCGUCAGCCUGCGUCUUCUUAGACCUCAUGUGGAAUCCUGCUUGGCAUGCUCAAGCGAUGGACCGACUGCAUCGACAAGGACAAAUCAACCCCGUCACGGUCUACAUGCCCAUGACCCGAGCUACAUAUGAAGAAGAGAUUUGGCUUCGUCAAGAUGCCAAACGAGGGUUCUUGAACUUGAUCUAUCCGAAUGAUCCACCUGGAAAACUGCGACUAUGUGAUUAUCCUCCUGAACUAUUGCAAUGGCUCAGAGAUAACCCAGAUCCUCAAGAAGAAGGUAACGAAGACGACGAAGCUGAAGAUAUGGAUAUGAUGGGAGGUGCUGAGGCGUGA
This is a messenger RNA of Kwoniella botswanensis, 1941 nucleotides long. RefSeq lists its product as uncharacterized. Gene Ontology annotation, cellular component: nucleus. Gene Ontology annotation, biological process: DNA repair. The transcript has 9 exons. Lineage: Eukaryota; Fungi; Basidiomycota; Tremellomycetes; Tremellales; Cryptococcaceae. The record is from RefSeq and is a predicted model, not a curated record. Gene Ontology annotation, molecular function: ATP-dependent chromatin remodeler activity; ATP binding. Bases 1 to 1941 code for a protein of 646 amino acids.